AUGUCUACCUACAACGAGAACAAAAUAAUACCUGACCAAGACGCGGUCAAAUCCCUACACGAGCUGACAGCAUCGGUCCAGGAUCUCUGUAGUAUUAUCAGCUCAGAACAUAGCAGCUCUCGUCCCGAUAAAUCUCGGGAAGAAUUGAAGGCUAAAGAUGCGAUCUCAAGCACACUCGACGAGCAAAUCAAAAAUGGUCGGCCGGAAAAGAUCCCGGACUGGAAAAAAGUUGAGCUGAUGCCUGUCGACGAAAUUGAGGUGAAGAACAAGCAAUAUACGCAGAAGUACGAAGACUUUUGGAAAGAUGUUGAUGAAUCCACUAAGUUGGAAAAGGAGGCUACCGUUCAAGCCUACGCGUCGGCUUUUAGCAGAUUUCAAGAAAUAUAUCGUCUCAUCGGAUGGCGUGACAUAGACGACGACGAAGCGAUUUUUGACAAUCUUGUUCUUACAGAAUCCCGCGAUCUCCUCAUCGAGUCCAUCUUUGGCGUCGAGUUAUAUCAAAUGUCCAAACGUGGCCAAUUUUGCGAACCAUCGCGCAUGCUCUUUGAGUAUUCUCGCCUUCCACGACUACUCAUCAUCCUCGCCCGGAUUGCAUGCAGGCAGAUGGGAGCAGACAAAGAAUUAAAAAAAGGACCAUUUGAUGCUCUUACAAUUGUGCGUGUUUUGACUUUUACAGCACGUAUACUGAAGGGUGGUCAAGUCGCCUCGUCAUUAUCAAUGGAAACGCUUCUUCAUAUGUGCCACGCACGUCGAAUCCUAGAUCAGCCAAGCGCUAAUGAUGUGGACUCUUACAGUAAACAGUUUGAUCUAUUGUAUGAUUGUUUGACGGCUCUAGAUUUUACGAGGAAGUUUCGAGAAAUCAGGGAACCUCUAUGCGAACUGUUCUACAUACGGUACAAAUCCGAGUCAAUCCGCGAGUUAUUUCAGCGUGUGAGGACUCUUGAAGAGGCUACUAUCGGAAUCGAAAGGUAUCCAGAGCUACCAUUAGAAGAGAAUACUGACUCGACGUUUCAUCCCGAGAUAUUCACCAUUUCCUAUCUACAGCGAUUUGGACGACUAAACAUCGAAUGGACUGAUUGUUUGGACGAGCAUCUGAAGAUUUUUGCAAAUCGGAACUGUAUCAGAGUCUUUGCUCAUCCCACAUUCUUCUACAAUGAUAUUGAUUUACAUAAGUAA
Messenger RNA from Talaromyces amestolkiae, 1176 nucleotides. RefSeq lists its product as uncharacterized. The transcript is spliced from 2 exons. Lineage: Eukaryota; Fungi; Ascomycota; Eurotiomycetes; Eurotiales; Trichocomaceae. The record is from RefSeq and is a predicted model, not a curated record. The coding region runs from base 1 to 1176 and encodes 391 amino acids.